This is a messenger RNA of Menidia menidia (Atlantic silverside), 5423 nucleotides long. NCBI's taxonomy places the organism in Eukaryota, Metazoa, Chordata, Actinopteri, Atheriniformes, Atherinopsidae. The record is from the annotation of a GenBank genome assembly.
AUGAAGGGAUUUACACCUUUCUUCUUCAACAUGAUUAUUCUUGCGCUUCUGGUCGCCACCGUCUCCGCAACCAAGAUUAAUGUGCCACGACUGAGACUGUCCUACAAAGACCUGCUGUCCACGAACAGGUCAUCCAUCUUCAGUGGUCAUCAUGGCCAGCUCUCUCUUAGCGCCGUCUUUCUGGACGAGUACCGUGACCGGCUCUUCCUGGGAGGGAAAGACGUUCUUUACUCUCUCAUGCUGGGUCCUGUCAGCAGUGAAUCCAAAGAGAUCUCCUGGCCCCCGUUACCUGGUAACAGAGAAGACUGCAUUCAGAAAGGGAAGGAACAGACGGAGUGUGCCAAUUUUAUUCGUCUCCUGCAGCCCUACAACCGAACUCACCUGCUGGCCUGUGGCACUGGUGCCUUCCAGCCCAUGUGUACUUUCAUCUAUGUGGGACACAGAGGAGAGCAUGUGCUCACCAUGGACCCCCUGAAUGUGGAAAGCGGACGAGGAAAGAUUCCACAUGACCCCAGCUUCCCCUUCGCAAGCACAUUUAGUGGUGGGGAGUUGUACACAGGACUGACUGCAGAUUUCCUUGGAAGAGACUCAGUGAUUUUCAGGAGCAUGGGAGGUCGUUCCACAAUGAGGACAGAGACGGACCAAAAACUCCUUCAUGACCCCAAGUUCAUUGCUGCCCACCUCAUACCAGACAAUGACGACAGGGACAACGAUAAAGUGUAUUUCUUCUUCUCUGAGAAAGCCUCAGAGGCAGGGGACCGGGAGGGAGCGAUACACUCACACGUUGGACGAGUGUGUGCGAAUGAUGUUGGAGGCCAGAGAGUUCUGGUCAAUAAGUGGAGCACCUUCAUAAAAGCUAGACUCGUCUGCUCUGUACCAGGACCUCAUGGCAUUGACACACACUUCAACCAGCUUGAGGAUGUCUUCCUACUAAGGACCAAGGAUGAGAGGAACCCAGAUAUCUAUGCCAUCUUCAGCACCAUCAGCAAUGUGUUUCAGGGCUUUGCCAUAUGCGUUUACCGAAUGGCUGAUAUCAGAGAAGCUUUCAAUGGACCUUUUGCUCAUAAAGAAGGUCCUGACUACCAGUGGGGGGCUUAUGAGGGGAGGGUGCCCUACCCAAGACCUGGCGUGUGUCCCAGUAAAAUCACCAACCAGCCUGGCAGAGAGUUUGGCAGCACGAAGGACUUCCCUGAUUCGGUGCUGCAUUUCGCCCGCAGCCACCCGCUGAUGUGGCGGCCGGUGUACCCGGCCCUGCGCCAGCCCGUGCUUGUAAAGGCAAACAUUCCCUACAAGCUGAAACAAAUCGUGGUUGACCGGGUUGAGGCGGAGGAUGGGCAGUAUGAUGUCAUGUUCAUUGGUACAGAUAUCGGUACAGUGCUGAAAGUGAUUGCCCUGAACGGUGGGAAUAGUUUGGAGACAGAGGAGGUCACACUAGAGGAGCUGCAAGUCUUUAAAGUGCCAACUCCAAUUACCUCACUGGAUAUAUCUGUGAAAAGGCAAGCCUUGUAUGUGGGCUCUCCGGCAGGUGUGGCACAAGUUAGGCUGCACCGUUGUGAGACUUAUGGGAAAGCCUGUGCUGAGUGCUGCCUAGCCAGAGAUCCCUACUGCGCCUGGGACGGAUCCUCCUGCACGCGAUUUGUUCCCAACAGCAAACGCCGCUACCGCAGGCAGGACAUCAGGAAUGGAAACCCUGUGCUGCAGUGUGUGGAUCAAAAUCUGAGCGACCUAGAUGUGACAGAGGACAAGGUGGUGUAUGGAACAGAGAACAACAGCACCUUCUUAGAGUGCGUCCCUCGCUCACCACAAGCUACCGUCACCUGGUUAGUCCAGAGUGAUGAUCGCAAAGAAGAGGUGAAGCUGGACGACCGCGUAAUGUCCACAGAUCAGGGUCUGCUGUUCCGCCGUCUCUUCCGGCAGGACGAGGGCGUGUACAUCUGCCGCUCGCGAGAGCACGGCUUCACGCAGACCCUGGCCCGCCUCACGCUCGAGGUCCUCCAGGGCGACACGGUGGACGAACUCAUGGCCCGCGACAACGCGGGCCUCUCCGACACCUUCAAAGACCGCUCGACGGGAGGAUACAGGGCCUGGAUGCCCUGCAACACCUACAGCAGGGGAAGCUCAGCGAGCCAGAUGGGCCAAUCGCGCACCUGGUUCAAGGACAUCAUGCAGCUCAUCGGGCCGUCCAACCUGGCGCAUGUGGAGGAGUACUGCGAAAGGAUGUGGUGCAAUGACAAACUCAAGAGGAAGCACAAGAGCAUGAUGGAGAAAUACCGCCAGGCACAGGACAGUGCGAGGAAGACUCGCAGCAAGAGCUCCGGGGAGCGGAACCGGACGCCGCGGGAUCUGAGGGCACGGGAGGAGUAGCAAACGAGCACGUUAUAGGAAAGUGGAAGAAGACACAAAGGCCACAGGGGCGACAUUAAAUACCACUCUAAUAACCGUACUUGUAAAGAUUGUGGUAGUUCACUCUGCUUUGCCACUUAACUGAAUACAAAUUGAGAAUUUAUUGUAGACAAAACAGUUUAAUACUCCAGAAUAGACAGGAUGAUUGUUCUGUAAAAGGAAAACUCCAGUCAAAUGUUCCUCGUCGCGUUCCAGCAGUAAGCGAAUUAUGUGUCAGAGAUUUUCAGUCAUUUUGAAGUCAGUGCGCUGAAUUCCUGCAUGCAGAUGUUGUCCUGGCUGUCAUCCCGGAAAAGCAGGAGAUCUCAGUGGUCUGGACAGACGAAGAGACUAAUGUGGUGGAAGGAGCAAUUGGUGCAGAUGUGAUGAUGGUGGCAAAGAAGAGAGAAAGCUUUUUUUUCUUGUUUUUUUUUAUUUUGAUUAAGGACUUUUUCCCUCACAAUUUUUGUGUGUGAUCUUGUGUCACUGAUAAACAGACGCAUCUCUGUUAUCAUCAUGUUAUUUCAGAUUUGAUUUUUUUCCCCUCUAGGACUCUUAUGAAUACCUAGUGUUGACUUAUACUCAGUUGCUUGUUGUCUUUUGCAUAUAUAUGUAAUUCAGAAUCAAUUCUAUACACACGUUUUUGGACGGUUUCAACACAGUGCAACCACUGGAUUAAUUUCCUUUUCCGUAUAUAUUUAAUGGUCAAUGUACUUACCUCGCUCCUCCUUGGACUUACGACAACUUCUUUGAUGUUUUUCUGUACGAACACACUCAUACUCAUAUUAAUUUAAAUCUCCGUCACUCAACACACUGAACACAUAACUCAUAGUUGCUCAACUUGCUGAAACUAGAAGCUAUCAUGGGACGAUUGUUGAUGGUUCAACAGAUGAAGAUGCAUUCGUUUAUUUUUAAUUUUCUAUAAAAAAAAUCUCUCUGUAAACAUAAGCUGAGGAUCAAAGCUCACAAUCUUAAUUAAUAGUUAUUCCUAAUGACUUUUUUCUGUUGGAUGCCACAUAAUCUCAUACCAACUCUAGAGAAAUGACAGAAUCAAUUAUGAAAAUGAAAUUCUCUACAAAGAGUGGAAAUACCCAGCAUUAGUUUGGCUGUGGGUUGUACAUAGAUGGAAAAACAUGAAAAAGCCUAAAUAAGAAAGCAUCAAUGAAAUCAUGUAAAAUAAAAUGUAUUGUAUUCAUUCUAUACCCAGCUCAGUUGUUGUAUGUUUGACAUAUUAUAAUUAGAAUUCUACUAUUAAUGCUAAGCAGAGUAUUUUCAUAUUGUGUUAUAUUUUGUUGAUUGGAAACAUUUUUAAAAAGUAAACUACCUACCAGAAGUGUUUUUUCACCUGGAGUCUCCAUUGUAUGAAUAGUAUUUAAAGGAAGAUGAGUACUUUCUUAAAUACUCUAAAGUGUCUUGUUGGUCAGGAGAAUACCUGCAUAUUUUAUAUCGGGCAAUUUGUUUAUGGAGAGCAACAAUAAUACUAUUUAAUCUUUUUGUUUCAUAAUUAGAAAAUGGCUUCUCAGAAGGGAAUAAAAGAGGGAAUAUGGGCAAAUUUUGCCUUUAGAAAGGUACGUCGUUAUAAGCUUCUUAUGAAGAUUUUAGUUUGAAACUCCUUAUACAAACAUUGUAGUUGAGUUUCCUACAAACCGUGAGGUGAAACCUUUUAAAGGAGAGAGCAUUCAGUCUCCAUACCAUAUUUGAGCAUGUCCUAAACGGUUCUUUUUUUUUCUUAGAAAAACAUUGAGAUAUGUCUCCCAAGAAAAUUCUUUAUUUAACUUUUGUGUGUUAAGAAAAAGCAGUUUUGAGGAAACAUACUAUUUCUGUAAGUGUGAUGUAAUGCAUUGUUUCAACUUCUGUCAACUGUCAGCAGAAAAAGGAAGCUAAAAUGCAUUUUUCAGUAACCUUUGUAACCAUGACUAUAACAAUAAUGUGUAAAAGAUGCAAGUCUAAGACAUGGUUUCAUUUUAAACCGGUUGACAUUUGAUCGAAUUGCCAAAGUAACUGCUGACUCAUAGUUAGUGGUUUGACACUGAUCCUGCACAGUGAAUUAAACAAAAAGCAGUUUUCUUUUCUUGUACAACACUACGUAAACCCACUGAAUACAGUUUUUGUACAGUUUAAAGCAUGUUGCUUUUUUGCAUGUAACAUUUUACGCUUUUUAACUUAAUCCUGUGUCCGCUGUUGGUAGCUGUGUAGAUUAUUUGCUUUGUAACUUCUAUUUGACACUGUUUGGAAUCACAGCAUUUGUUCCCUUAAUGUCCAACUGUGGAUUUUUUUGUGUGUACUGUAUAUAAGAACAACUCAUUUAUUUUUCAUUUCUGGUAUGACUUUAUAGAAACUGGGAGCAACAGCUUUCACUCCAGCCAAAUAAAUUGGUGACACUUCACAAACUAUCCUCUUGCUUUCACAAGUGCUCCACAUAGAAGACACAGUAAAUAGACUCAAGAUAGAAUUGAAAAUUGAAAUGAUUCAUUCUUAAAGACAUGAUUAUGUGCCAAUAGCACCUAAUUGUUUUAAACCUGGAAGCUUCAAUAAGUGGGCUAUCUCCAUAUAGGACUCUUUAUGUCAAGAGAAAAAUAAAGUUCCUCCUAUUUUUCUUUUAUUUUUGUUUAGUCAUUGUUAAAAAUUUGAGCUGUUUGUUGGGUGUAUUAGUAAUAAAAUGUGUAUUUAUGUUUUAUUUAAGUAAGUUUCAACUGUGCAUGCUAUGACCUUGUAUGCUAUUUAACACCAUUAAAAGUGGAUCCUUUUUAACAUAAAACUGAUGCCACAAUUAAUUUAAUUUCCAGCUUGUGAGGAACAGACAGAAGCUAUACAUACUUUGUUAUCUUGGCUGGGCUAGGUUAAUGGUAGCUAUAUAAACACACAAACAGCAGUGCUGCAAAAUGAGUCACUCUUCUAAUUUGUAUGGUUUACUGCUCUGAAACCAAGACUGUAUUUGUAAUAAAAUCAACAAUAUGCAGACUGCACACCUGCUAUGAAGUCAUUUGGCACUAAGUGCUGAAGUGACUAGCUCUAUUUCCCUUGUGUUUGCUUUAUUACUUUCA